Molecule: messenger RNA, 402 nt
Organism: Cryptomeria japonica (Japanese cedar)
Lineage: Eukaryota; Viridiplantae; Streptophyta; Pinopsida; Cupressales; Cupressaceae
Exons: 1
Coding region: 1-402 (133 amino acids)
Source: RefSeq, a predicted model, not a curated record
AUGGUCAUGGUUCAUCUUAACGAUAAUAGGUUGCCAAAGGGAAGCCAUAGGAAGUUGUUGAUGAGAAAGAUUGGGCCUUGUAAAACUUUAGAGAAAUAUGGUCCUAAUGCUUAUAAAAUUGAACUCCCUGAUGAUAUUGCUAUUUCACCCAUAUUCAAUGUUUCUGAUCUAGCAUUGUACAGGAGUCCUACUGUAGGAGAAAGUGAAGGUGAAACUAUUCUGGAAGAUGAAGAAUGGAUGAAACACCUCCCAUCUAAGGAUUUGCCUAAGAUGGAGUGCAUUUUGGAUAGCAGGGAAGCUAAGAAGCUAAGACACAAGACCUAUUUUGAACACUUGGUUAAAUGGAAAGGACUUCAUGACUCAGAAGAUACAUGGAUGUUGGAGGAAGACAUCAAAAAGUAG